Aphanomyces astaci is the source of this 3123-nucleotide messenger RNA. RefSeq lists its product as hypothetical. Bases 1 to 3123 code for a protein of 1040 amino acids. The record is from RefSeq and is a predicted model, not a curated record. Gene Ontology annotation, molecular function: protein binding; calcium ion binding. The transcript has 17 exons. NCBI's taxonomy places the organism in Eukaryota, Oomycota, Saprolegniomycetes, Saprolegniales, Verrucalvaceae.
AUGGACAUCGUCGAGGAGGACGGCGCAGGCGACGACGGUCCUACAAAGACCAAGGCGGCGCCACCCAAAGCCAUCCCUCAAGGCUUCGAUGGCGACGGCCGACGGAUCAUUCCGCCGCAAUUGCAAGCCGAGUUUACCACGAACGAAGGCGAAGAACUCAUUGCGCUGUUUGAGAGCGCAGACGAAGAUAAGAGCGGGUCCGUGGACGAGCAAGAGUUCCGCAAGUUGCUAGUACGCAUGGACAUUUGCAUCGCCGACGACGAAGUGGACAAACUGGUGGUUGAGGUCGACACCAACAACAACGGUCUGAUCGAGUGGGACGAGUUCGUCUCGAUGGUGGUCAAAGCCAAGCGGGGGGACGUCCGCUUCAGCAAACUUCACGCCAUGACCGCCUCCCUUAAGACGACGCCCGUGGCGCUGCUCGAAGCAGAAGCGGGCAAAUUCGGGCUCACGGUGGCAUUUCGGCUCUUGGAGGAGCGCAAAGCCACGAGUUACAACCCCAAGACGUACGUGAUGCAAGUGACCAUCACGACCAGCGAACGAACGACCGAAUCGUACGAAGCCAUUGGAUUUUCGUCCCGCGAGGCCAAGUUCAAAGUCGCCGAGCUCGCGUUGGUGAAAAUGCGCAAAAUGAAGCCUGGGUUCGAGUUCCCCGCCGGCGUAAUCCCUCCAACUUGGGACGACUGGACGUUCAACAACCUCAACAAAGGGGUGGCCCCUCUCAAAAUCCUCAAAACGUUGGUGGACAAGGGCUUUACACCGGCCGAGAACCUAACCUUCAUGAAGCGCGUGUCAAUCCACGUGUCGUACUUGCAUGUGAAAGCCACUUAUUCAGACACUACCUUGGUGUAUCCCAACUCGAUGGCGCUCACUACACCGUGGUGCCGGUGGGUGGACGAGCAGGUGGCGCGAGGGAUGGACGGCCCGCUGGUCCUGCACGCGCUGUGUCACAACGGUGGCGGAUACAACCCAUCGAAAGAUCCGCAUUUUGUCCAGCGACUGACCAAAAUGGGCGCGACGUCGCCGUACGACUUUUGGCAGUGUGUCCACGCGGGCAACUUGGCCGAAACCAAGUUGUUUGUGUGUGGAGGCCAAAACGUCAACGAGGAAAAGCUCGACCGACACGCGAAAACAGCCUAUACGCCGCUGCAGUUGGCCGCCAAGCACGGGUACUUGAACAUCGUCGAGUACUUGCUGCAGCACGGGGCAGAUGUUGGUGCCGCAAACAGCUUUCGACGCACGGCCUUGCUGUUUGCAGCUAGGCAUGGCCACCCUGCGGUGAUCAAACUGUUGCUGCGCCAUGGAGCGUCCAUCCUCGACCGCGACAACCUCGACAACACCCCGCUGCACAUGGCGGCGAUGGCCGGGUGUACGAGGUCUUGCGUGGAAUUGCUCACGUUCGAAGAAGAGUAUUUGCGGUCGUGCAUUGUCAACACCAACAAGAGCCUGUCCUUCAUGGACGAAUCCAAUAGUUUCCGAGGCAUAUUGCGGAGGUUGUUUGGGGACAUGAUGCACGCCAAGCUCCCCCGCAACGUUCGACCGACGUUCGCGUUGGCGUGGCUACCCGAAGCCGUCGAUUUGGCCUACACUAAAAUCAUCGGGGACAACCCAGUCGUAUCGAAAUACGUGCAGCGCCCGUCCCCCCAAGUGAUCGGUCGAAUGAUUCAUCGCUUUCGACAUCUCCAAAACGACAUACCCGACACGGGGGACGAAGUCGAAGUGCUGCAAAUGGAGCAGGACAGUCGCCAGUGCGUACUCAAUGCUGACCAUCUCCAGGUGUACAUCGAACAGUGCUUUCUCGAAGCGUACAAGAACACUACGAAUCGCCAAGGUCGCACGCCGCUGCACCUAGCGUGCGACGAGAAUCUCGUGUGCACCCAUGAAGGGGCGGUGAGGACGCUGGUAGACAUGUUUGGGUGUGACACGCACAUCCAGGACAACAUGGGGCGCACACCGUUGGAGUUGCUCCUCCAACGAAAGUACCGCCCUGGGAGCCCCAAGGACAACCGGGAGCUGGAGGUGACGCUGCAGAGCGCUCGGCAUCGGCGGCGGACGAACCAUGCGGUCCAACGGCAGCUGGAAAAGGACGCCGUCAAGCGCAGGGGGUUCGAAGAGUCUUUGCUGCAGCAGCUGCCACGUCAGCCGGAAACGAACGAUGUGGACUUGAUGCAUGCCAAGGACACGGCCAUCGUCAAAUCGACCAUCGCCGGGUGGCGGGAGUACGAAGACGGUUUGAGCCACAACCACUUUUACGAGCACAUCCACACGGGGCAGCUGCAAUUGCACAUGCCAGACGACGUCCGAGCGGCGCUGGAGCUGCGCAAGCAAUGGUACGUCCGGAAACUAUCGGCGCGGUUGCUUGAAAAGCGAGGCACCUGGACAAUGCACAAACAUGCCAAGAAGCAGCGUGUGUUCUUCUACAACACCGAGACGGGGCAGUACCAGUGGACAAAGCCGGCGGUCAUCGAUGGAUGGGUCAACAUCCCCCCCAACAUCAAGCGGACACUCGAGUCGAGUCCAGAUCUGGACGAGGAAGACAGCGACGACGAAGAAGAAGGCGAGCAUCGAGAAGCGAUCGAUCAAGUCUCCCAAAAGCUGUUGCGGGUGUUUGGCAGCUGGGAGGAGCACCACGACGCAGUCACGGGGGGCCGGGUGUAUUACAACACGGACACGAGGCAGUUGACUCGAACAAAGCCCGACGCGGUGUACAAGGACGAACUCAAGCGACAAGCGUACACGUUGCUUAUCCAAACCGCACAAUUCAAAGAUCGCAUUGGGUUGUGGGACAAGUACUAUGACGGCAACACGGACCACUGCUUUGUGUACAAUCGGGCAACGGGCGAAGGGCGCCACGAAACCGAGUACAAUGAAGCUGACCUCCGCCAGGAAGCAAUGAGCCAGGCGGCUCAAGACGCCACAGGGCAGCUGGUGCGACGAAUCACAGACGAAGAGUUGUCGAAACAGCGAGACAGCGAGCAAUGGCUCCACGUGCUGCAGCGGGCGCGGCGUCGGGAUACGCUCAAGACACUUGUCAAGAAGGACGUCGUGGACGAGGCCACUCGACGUCUCAACGACCUGAACGAUUCCGUACUUCGAAAGUACAAAACCCAAUCCAGUUUGUAG